AUGGGCAGCGAUAACUCGUCCACCUACGAAAUGGGCAACUCGGCGGCCGUCAAGACCAGCAACGCUCAAGUCGCCGUUGAAGUCGAGCCCAAUUCCUCGUCUCGAUCAACCAGCACAUACGGCGAUAAUGAUCACUUGGCCCGACUGGGAAAGAAGCCAGUCCUCAAGCGCAACUUUGGUUUCAUGUCCAUUCUCGGUUUUAGCUGCACCAUCCUCAUCACCUGGGAAGCUGUCACCGUCCUCUUCGCCCAAGGCCUCAACAAUGGCGGCACGGCCGGCGUCAUCUACAGCUUCCUCAUCGUCUGGAUCGGUAACUUCAGCGUCUUCUCCACAAUGUGCGAGCUGGUCUCGAUGGCGCCCACGGCCGGAGCGCAGUAUCAUUGGGUUGCAAUGUUGGCGCCGCGAUCCUGUGCCAAGUUCCUCAGCUACCUAACUGGAAUGUUGACUGUUGGCGGUUGGCAGGGCUCGGUUGCUUCGAGCGCGCUGCUGACCGGCAACAUGAUCUUGGGUCUCACCUCUCUGAAUGAUGAUGGCUUCCAGCCCAAGCUGUGGCAGGGAACACUGCUGUUCUGGGCCGUGUUCAUCUUUGCCGUGUUCAUCAACACUCUUGCCAGCUCGGCGCUGCCCAAGUUUGAGGGUCUCAUCCUGAUCCUUCACGUCUUGGGCUUCUUUGCCAUCUUGAUUCCCCUAGUCACUCUGGGCCCUCAUGGAGAUGCCAAGGAAAUCUUCACGACUUUUAUCAACAACGGUGCCUGGCCAUCUCAGGGAUUGUCCUUCAUGGUUGGAAUGAUGGGCAAUGUCUUUGCCUUUGUUGGUACCGACGCCGCGUUUCACAUGUCGGAAGAGACCGUCAACCCAUCUGUCGUUGUCCCCACCUCCAUCCUCCUCAGUCUCGUCAUCAACGGCGCCUGCGGCUUUGCCAUGAUCAUUGCCAUGGUCUUUUGCAUGGGCAACUUCGACGAGGCCAUCGCCUCUGGUCCUGGAAUGCUGGGCUUCCCUCACAUGUACAUCUUCAAGCAGGCCACCAACUCCACCGCCGGAGCCACUGUCAUGGCCAGCAUCAUCAUGAUCCUCGGAGCUUGCGCAACUGUAGGUAUGCUGGCUUCGACUUCUCGUGUCUUCUGGUCUUUCGCGCGUGAUCGCGGUCUCCCCUUCUGGCGCGUCCUCUCGACGGUUGAUGAGCGUACUACUGUUCCCGUCUGGGCUGUCGCUGUAACUACAGGCAUCGCAAUCCUUCUGUCCCUCAUCAACAUUGGAUCCCCCGUUGCCUUUCAGAACGUCACCUCCCUCUCCAUCUCCUGCCUUUACGCCUCCUACCUCAUCGCCGCCGUUCUGCUCCUCUAUCGUCGCAUGACGAAGGGCUUCACUAUGCCCUCUGGCUCAGACCUUCCAGCCCUGGCAAACACUGCUGGCGCUGAACUCGUCUGGGGCCCCUUCCACCUCCCUGGCGUCUUUGGCAUUGCCAACAACAUUUUCAGCAUCUGCUAUCUGGUCGUCAUUGGCUUCUUCAGCUUCUGGCCCCCGAUGCUGAACCCCACUGUCGACAUGAUGAACUAUAGCGUUCUUGUCACUGGCUUCGUUGCCAUUUUCAGCGUUGUCUACUACUUUGUCCGAGGACGAAAGGAGUACAACGGUCCCAUCGUGGAGACUUAG
Fusarium keratoplasticum is the source of this 1653-nucleotide messenger RNA. RefSeq lists its product as uncharacterized. NCBI's taxonomy places the organism in Eukaryota, Fungi, Ascomycota, Sordariomycetes, Hypocreales, Nectriaceae. The coding region runs from base 1 to 1653 and encodes 550 amino acids. The transcript is spliced from 3 exons. Gene Ontology annotation, cellular component: membrane. Gene Ontology annotation, biological process: transmembrane transport. The record is from RefSeq and is a predicted model, not a curated record. Gene Ontology annotation, molecular function: transmembrane transporter activity.